Carica papaya (papaya) is the source of this 596-nucleotide messenger RNA. Lineage: Eukaryota; Viridiplantae; Streptophyta; Magnoliopsida; Brassicales; Caricaceae. The record is from RefSeq and is a predicted model, not a curated record.
UUUGCAAGAAUUGUUGGUGGUCUUGGUGGCAGAGCAGCUGAAGAAAUCAUUUUUGGUGAGCCUGAGGUUACGACGGGUGCAGCAGGUGAUUUGCAGCAGAUCACUGGUUUAGCUAAACAGAUGGUAACUACUUUUGGGAUGUCUGAAAUUGGUCCAUGGUCACUCAUGGAUGCAUCAGCUCAAAGUGCUGAUGUCAUCAUGAGAAUGAUGGCAAGAAAUUCAAUGUCAGAAAAGCUAGCCGAAGACAUUGAUACAGCAGUCAAGAAGAUAUCAGAUAGCGCAUACGAGAUUGCCUUGAGACACAUCAGGAACAACCGUGAAGCCAUUGACAAGAUUGUGGAAGUCCUCCUUGAGAAGGAAACAAUGACAGGAGAUGAAUUUAGGGCUAUCCUCUCAGAAUUUGUCGAAAUCCCAGUCGAAAAUCGGGUUCCUCCAACAGUACCCACACCAGUCUCCGUCUGAGUAUAUGAUAAAACUGCAAAUACAGAAAAUCUUGACCAUACAUCUUGAAUUGAUUGAAUGUAUAAUAAUGUGUAAUCUUUUGAUCUGAUGUAGUACGAGUUUAGAAAUGAGCAAAAGUGCCAUUAUUUGCUAUA